AUGGCAAACCUCCGGUGCAUUAAUACAUGCACAUCUCAACUUCGCCAUGCAAUGCAAUGCAAAGAUUUGUCUGCGGCAAUGUUCAAAUAUUCUUUCAUGUUAACUUGGAUAAGUGUCAAUGAACAUAUCAAGACGAUUCAUAAAAGACAAUUAGUUUCAAUGAACCAACUAAAGAUGAAAUGCGCCGAAGAUUUCACCUUAGAAGUUCGUUUUCCCCUUAAGCAAUAUAAAGUAUCAAAGAAUCCCAAAAAUUCUCGUAAAACACUACGAGAUGAUGAUGAUAUUAAUAUAUAA
This is a messenger RNA of Clunio marinus, 294 nucleotides long. Lineage: Eukaryota; Metazoa; Arthropoda; Insecta; Diptera; Chironomidae. The record is from the annotation of a GenBank genome assembly.